UGAUGACGCAGGAGGAACCGGAGCGGAAGCGUGGGCGGAGUAAAGCAAAGAAGGUGACAAAAUGGCUGCGACCAUGAAGAACGUGGAUGAGAUUCGGAAUCGAGUAAUACUUGGAGAAUUUGGAGUGAAAAAUGUUCAUACGACAGAUUUUCCCGGGAACUACCCCGGCUAUGAUGACUCUUGGGAUAUGGAAAAAUUUCAAAAGAACUUCAGAAUUGACGUAGUGCAACUGGAUGAGAGCAGUAUGGAGUUUGACAUGGUGGGGAUAGACGCAGCUAUCGCCAAUGCCUUCAGGAGGAUCUUACUAGCAGAGGUACCUACAAUGGCCAUAGAGAAGGUGUUUAUCUAUAACAACACAUCCAUCGUCCAGGAUGAAGUCCUGGCCCACAGAUUAGGCCUCAUCCCCAUCAAAGCUGACCCCCGCCUGUUUGAGUACAGGAACACUGGUGAAGAGUUGGCAGAGGAAGAAGGAUCAGAAAUAGACACAAUUCAACUGCAGCUGAAGAUUAAAUGCAGCAGGAACCCCAGAGCCAGCAAAGACUCCUCUGACCCACGAGAGCUGUAUCUGAACCACAUGGUUUAUUCAAGGGACAUAAAGUGGGUCCCCAUUGGGAACCAAGCAGAUGUGUUUGCAGACUCCAGCAUUGGACCCGUACAUGAUGACAUCCUGAUAGCUCAGCUACGACCAGGACAGGAGCUGGACAUUCUUAUGCACUGUGUCAAAGGAAUUGGUAAGGACCAUGCAAAGUUCUCUCCAGUGGCCACAGCCAGUUACCGCCUUCUGCCAGAGAUCACUCUCUUGGAGCCAGUGGAGGGAGAAAAGGCAGAGCGUUUAAAACGCUGCUUCUCACGAGGAGUUAUUGACCUGGAAGAUGUUAAUGGGAAAAAGGUUGCGAAAGUAGUGAACAGUCGCCUGGAUACCUGCAGCAGGGAAGUCCUCCGACAUGAUGACCUGAAGAACAUGGUGAAACUGGGAAGAGUGCGAGACCACUUCAUCUUUACAGUGGAGUCGACUGGCAUCCUGCCUCCAGAUGUUCUGGUCACAGAGGCUGUCAAAGUCCUCAUGGCCAAGUGUCAGAGGUUUCUCAGUGAACUGGACUCUACUGACAUGGAAUGAAAUGACGACUGUGCAUGCCCAGACCCACCACAGAGGACCUGGUGUUGAAAUAUGCCACAGUGCCAUGCCAUAUAAGUGUUUGGAUGUGUGACAUGGCGCUCUCAGUGGAAUGGCUGUGUUGAGACUUGGCUGCAUUGAUAAAAACAACACUGUUGAUGUUGUCAUGGUUGAGAGACCUGCUUGUAAGUAUGUAUAUACUGCUGUCUCUAGUUUUUAUACCACUCUUGAGUUGAAGUUUUUUUCCUUAAAUAAACAUGCUGAAUUUAAAAAAAGCAAACCAAAAAUAUCUAAAUGUCCAGACAAUUAUUUUGUAUGGAUCUGUGCAUAACAUAAAACAAAAUAGAUAAUAAGACAUAAUGAAAAGCAUACAUGAUGAAUGUAGAAUAUAUGUUAUAUUCUUUCAGUUUAAAGACCUCAUAUAGACCUGAUUAUAUCAGUGUGAUCUCAGUUCACUGGCAGCCUGUGUCUGCUGCCAACAACUUCAGCUUCAUUUCUCACUAUUUUUGUAUAUUGCAAUCCUUGGGUGGGAAAAAAAAUACAGUAGAUAGAGGGAAAUGUUCUGCUGCUGGUCUUCAUAUAGCACUAUCUAGAAAGUUGACCCAGAAAAUAUUAAAGAACUUUUCAGUCCAGUUAUGAAAACAUUCCUCCCACUAAUCCCAUAUGCAUAAAUAAAGAUACAGAAAUGAAAGCCAGGUCUUAAUUUACUGACACAGGUAACUAGAAUGAAGCACAAUACUUACAUUGAUUUAAAAAAAAGAAGAAAAAGAAUUGUGCUAUUGACAUUAAAUAGCCUAAAGAGGUUAUGAAAGCUCUGAUACGGAUGAACAGAUUAUGUAUUUCUUGCUUGGUAACAGGUAUACAACAGGAGUAAAAAUUCAUUUUGCAACAUGAACAGUUGAAGGUGAGAGUUUUUUGAAGUAUGUUUGACAAAGCUGAAGACCAUCUUGUAUAGAUAUGUACAUAUAGAUUAAUAGGACAAAAUAUGAAUGAAAAGGCAUUCAUCAGAAGCAGGAGGUCUUGUAUGAUGAUUUCUAGUUUUUGUCGUUUCUUUGUGGGUGGGGGUGGGACCGUGAGCUUGUCAUAAUGCAGAUAUGCAUCACUUUCCUGCUUCAUGCCUACUUUUAAAGGCUGGUAGGUGUUUCUUCUAUUUAUUAAAGACAGACUCUGGGAAAUCGAUGUGGAUUUGGGUUUGAAGUCCCAAACCACUGAGCUGCGAUCAGAAAUCUUCAGCCUGAUUCAGGUGUUCCAAAAAUGAUCAGGAGCAGUGUCCAAGGCAGCAGAGUUUAUUUGUCGACAAAGAAACCAGAGAACAGUUCACAGUGCAUACAUGAUACACCUGAAGAGCUCCAAACUAUACUGACUCUUGUCCCUCUUUUUAUACAGCUGUGACUUUCCACGCCUCUUAGGUCAUUUUAUUGGUUUGUUAAAUAUACACCAUUAAACAUUGGUUUGUCUAACUGUC
This is a messenger RNA of Lates calcarifer (barramundi perch), 2579 nucleotides long. It is a transcript of the gene polr1c, whose product is annotated as RNA polymerase I and III subunit C. The coding region runs from base 62 to 1117 and encodes 351 amino acids. The record is from RefSeq and is a predicted model, not a curated record. Gene Ontology annotation, cellular component: RNA polymerase I complex; RNA polymerase III complex. Gene Ontology annotation, molecular function: protein dimerization activity; DNA binding. NCBI's taxonomy places the organism in Eukaryota, Metazoa, Chordata, Actinopteri, Centropomidae. The transcript has 9 exons. Gene Ontology annotation, biological process: DNA-templated transcription.